Molecule: messenger RNA, 1045 nt
Organism: Benincasa hispida (wax gourd)
Lineage: Eukaryota; Viridiplantae; Streptophyta; Magnoliopsida; Cucurbitales; Cucurbitaceae
Product: dimethylallyl, adenosine tRNA methylthiotransferase
Cellular component (GO): chloroplast stroma
Source: RefSeq, a predicted model, not a curated record
UCCACGUUUUGGACGGUUACGAUUCCCGUAAUGCUGCAGAGUACAGACUGAGACGAGGACCAAAAACCAGUGGCUGAGAAUUCGAUCUUUCAUUUUUCGCAGCGCCCAUCAAUGGCCGCUCUUAGCUUCGGCUUUACCGCCACCACCAUCCACCCUCCAUCAAGUUCGAUUCUCACCCGCUCUCGCCCCAGUCCCCAGACCAUAACAUGCAUCGGAUGGGACCCAGAAGGCCUCUUCGGACGGCCUCAGACCGGCCACAUCGCUCGAAAUGAGUUCAAGAGGCGGCUGGAGAAGGAUGCCGAAGCUCGUGAGGCCUUUGAGCGCCACGUCCGGGAAGAGAAAGAGCGCCGCAAAGCGCUUCGCGAGUCUCGCGUGAUUCCAGACAAUGUGACUGGCCUUAUCGAGUAUUUUCUUGAUACUGAAGCUCAGGAUAUUGAAUUUGAAAUCGCCAGGCUAAGACCCAGGCUGAACGAGGAGUUCUUUUCACAUGUAAAACUUGAGCUAGGCGAGCUUAGAUUUGCUGUUAACAAAACUGAGGCCAUGGAAGAUAGAGUGAUCGAGUUGGAAGCCUUACAGAAAGCGCUUGAAGAAGGAAUAGAAGCCUAUGAUAAAAUGCAAGGGGAACUGGUAAAGGCAAGGGAAGGCUUAACCAAAAUUUUAACAUCAAAGGAUGUAAAAGCUACUUUGCUAGACAUGGUAGAACGAAAUGAGCUCAAUAGAUCGUUACUCGCCCUUCUCGAUGAAAAUAUUGCAAAUGCACAAAUGGGUAACCAGAAACAAGCUGCUGCUUUCAUGGAAAAGGUUCGAGGGGCAGUUCUCAAGUACAUGACAGCUUAGUAUUCUUGAGUUACAGACUUUGAAGUCUUUCAAUCUCUUCUUCUCAGUCAAAUUUAGGGUAACACGUUUAUUAAAAUCAUAUAGAAAAUAGACUUGUAAUUGUGGUUAAAUUAACCCAUGUUCAUUCGAUGAUGAUGUAAAUUUUGUCUGAAAUGUGAAAUUUUUUUAUGUUCUCAAGUAAGAUUUGGUGUUGGUUGUGUUGGCGAUC